Trichobilharzia regenti is the source of this 3327-nucleotide messenger RNA. The record is from the annotation of a GenBank genome assembly. Lineage: Eukaryota; Metazoa; Platyhelminthes; Trematoda; Strigeidida; Schistosomatidae.
CAGUGUCUCAAAAUACCCAGAAGUUAAGUACUUAGUUUUGCUUUCAUGAAUUUGUAAUCGGCUCCUGUUGGUAUGUGGCUGGCAUAUCUGACUGCUUUUAGAAAUGAAUGUUUUCAUAUCAGUCGGAUGUUUUUGUCGGUUUGAACUCAGAUGUUUCUUUGCAGAUGAAUAACUUCAUAGUAAAUAGCAAACCGAGUUGUGCUGUAUUUCGAAGGGGUUAAUCCAGUAAUUAGUACGAAAAAUUUUUAGUCGUAUCCUAUAAAGUAGCAUAAAUGUUGUAUGUCACUCGCAUCAGUUUUCGACCGAAAGAAUCACCAAUCGGACUUCUAAUUACUGAAUUCUGUAUCGGUCUUAUGAUUUCCGAUAGAAGACUGCAGUAGUCACAAAAAGAAGAAAAAUAAACAAUGGGCCCUACACAGUUGACAGUGCAUUUUGACAUAUAUAACUUCUUUUGACACUGACUGAUUGUAUUACUGCUAUAUUGGUAGGGCGUGCAUAUUCCUUUUCAAUAGGUAACUCUGAGAAUUAAUAGUUUUCGUAAGCGACUGUUUUAACUUUGUGUCUUGUUAAAUGCUGAAACUUUUAUUGUUAUUCACUAUAUGCGUCCACUGGACUUGAUAUAAUGCACUUGGUCGUAAGUAGUGUUGAAAUACUUUUAUUUCAUCUACUAUCUUGUCAGUAUGAUUUGAUUCAUCGAGGUCGGGUAGGAGUCAUGCUGACUAUCGUUUAAAACGUUAUUUGGAAUUUCAGGUACAUGAAAUUAUCCAGUGUUAUGUUGUGAUGCGAUGUUAUUAAGUAUUCUCUAGUGAAUGACUACUGAAAGCUGAACUCUACUUGCGUCACUUUGCUGGAAUGCUAAAUAUCUUCUGUCACAAUUUAAGUAUGCCAAGUGACAGAUAGCUACAGUUGUAGUCGCGAGAUUUAAAUUUAGCAUGCAAUUUCACUAGUUUAACAUUCAAGCGAAACCGAUUUUAUUCAGGGCUUCGCUGAAUGAUUUGCAGAUGCUUAAAUAAAGCUUUAGAAAAACGUAUUUCAGUGUUCUGUUGUGUUUAAUCUUUUAUAGGCCAAAAUGGAGUAUAGAUAUGUCAGCUGAUGUGUUGGAUAAUCUUGAAAAAGAGGAAUUUUUGAACUGGAGACGAUCUUUAGCUUUGUUAGAAGAAAAAGAGGGCAUAACUCUUACUCCUUUUGAACGAAAUUUAGAAUUUUGGCGUCAGUUAUGGCGUGUUGUUGAACGCAGUGAUGUAGUUGUACAAGUGAUCGAUGCACGACAACCACUUUUAUAUUACUGUGAAGAUUUAGAGAAAUAUAUACGUGAAGUGGAUCCAAACAAAACAUCUGUGGUACUUGUGAAUAAGUCUGAUUUCCUUACUGAACAACAACGUUCUGUAUGGGCACAGUAUUUCAAUACCAAUGGUAUUAAUGCAAUAUUUUGGUCCGCUACACUAGCCAGUGAACAAGCACUCGGGAAAGGUGUUAAUAAUAAAUCCCAGUCCAAUGCUGAACAAGAGGAGAAAAGUGAUGAGGUCAGUGAAGAAUGUGAAGAUGAUUCUAUAGAGGAUUCAACAGAUUCAGAUACUUACAGUGAGGCGAGUACAGUAACCCUUUCUGGAAACAUCAGUAAUGAACAGGAUGUUUGUCCUGUUCAGUGUUCACAACAACCAUCAGAUAAGCUGAACUGCAAUGUAUCCACCGUUUCCAGUAGUGUAAAUAAUGCAGAAACAUCCAUUGAAUCUAAUUCAGAAGUUACAGCUUGUCCUGUAGAUUCAGCGGCUAACGUUGCAACAUGCAGUCCAACUCAUGGUGAAGUUAAUUCAAAGCUUGUCGGAGUUGAAGAAUUAUUGGAUCUACUCACACAAAAAUACAGGCCAUCAAAUUAUCAGUCGAAAAAUCCUUUAACUGUUGGUUUUAUUGGUUAUCCAAAUGUUGGAAAGUCAAGUACACUCAAUGCAAUAUUAGGUCAUAAAAAGGUUUCAGUAUCAGUCACACCUGGGAAAACGAAACAUUUUCAGACUAUAUAUGUUCGAUCGGAUCUAAUACUUUGUGAUUGUCCAGGAUUGGUUAUGCCAUCAUUUGCUUAUUCAAAAGCAGAUUUAAUUGUCGCUGGGAUAUUGUCCAUAGAUGAAAUGCGGGAUUAUUUAGCGCCCAUUGGUUUAGUUUGUGAAAGAAUACCACGUGAUGUAUUAGAAAUCAUGUAUGGAAUUAAUCUGCCUAAAUGUCAAGAUUCACAAUUGGAGAAUAAGUCAAGUCGAACUUUGACACCACAUGAAUUAUUAGCUGCUCAUGCCUUUAUGCAUGGCUUUAUGACAGCUAAAGGUAAUCCAAAUUAUGAUCGUUCAGCAAGGCUUAUAUUAAAAGAUUAUGUAAAGGGUAAACUCUUAUACUGUUAUCCACCUCCAAAUGUCACUGAUCCUGUUGCAUUCCAGUCACUUGGAAGAGAUGAUGGUCUGCCUUGUGGAGUAGGAUAUUUUCCUGAUCAAUCUAAAGCUGAAAGAUUUAUUAAACGAUUUGAAGAGAAAAAUAAAAGUGUAUCGAAUGAAUGUGUUGAUGAGAUUGUGACUGAUUUCGAUCGAUUAGUGUUUAAAGAGAAUCGGUGUCCACGUCAACUUAUGAAAUCUAAUAAACGUAUGCCUGUAUUACGUUCUCAAAUUAACAAAUCAACCAUUAAUGGUGACGAUGAGGAGGAUGAUGAUGGUGCCUCAUCCACUGCAUCUUGGAGCACUGUAGGCUCAGUUGAAACUGUUAGCAAUUUAUCAUGUAUCAGUAAUGGAACAACACAAAUAAUUCUAGAAGAUGCAACAAUGAAAAAACCUUGGCGUUUAUUAAGUCACUCAAAACACUUGAAUUCAGCGCACCAUUUACCGUCUGCAACAAAUCCAAGCGGAACUACUGGAAAACAGCAACAUGUUAAAUCGAAAAAGCGUAAGGAGAAGUUACGUCGUGUCUAUCGUUAUCUUGAUGAACAUGAAAAAACAUAAAGAAAGCAAAAUUUUACUGUCUUCUCUCUCUUCACUUUAUUCCUAACACCCUUUCUGCAUAUACUAAUUUAUUUCAUCUGCAAUACUUUUUACUUUUCUGAGAUUUGUUUAAAUUUUAUUAUUUUGUAAAUAAUAAAAUAAUACUCUUGGAUUUGUUGAAUUUCUUUAUUUUGUCUUAUUGAUGUUGUCGUGUUGUUGGUGGUACGUCUGAGCUUUAUUGUUUACUGUUCAGUACUAUACUCCAGGAUGCAUGUAUUUAUUAGUCCGUUUUUGUGGAGUUUUCACAUUAAUAUUGCGUAGAGAUGAUUUCAUAGUAGGUAUUUAUUAUUCAGGAUUGAUCACAAAUUGAUUU